Fragaria vesca subsp. vesca is the source of this 1109-nucleotide messenger RNA. RefSeq lists its product as uncharacterized. The coding region runs from base 133 to 990 and encodes 285 amino acids. The transcript is spliced from 5 exons. Gene Ontology annotation, cellular component: chloroplast. The record is from RefSeq and is a predicted model, not a curated record. NCBI's taxonomy places the organism in Eukaryota, Viridiplantae, Streptophyta, Magnoliopsida, Rosales, Rosaceae.
GCACUGCACUUGUAACAUCCACACAUCCAAACAGCACCAACACGAUUUCUAUUAUCAACUAAAAACACCAAAAUUAUCACCGGGUUCAGUCGUUUCUGCUGAAUUGAAGUUUUCUGUCUUCUGGGUCCGGCCAUGGCUUCUCAUAUGCUUUACGCAUCCAUCAUCACUUCUCAUCCUUCAUCAAACCUCACCAAGCUUCCAAGGCCUUCUUCUUCUUCAUCACCCAGACUUCCAACUCGACUCAAGUCUUUCAAGUGCAAGGCUCAAAGCUCAAGCUCUCAGUCCCAGACUGUCUAUCAGGGCAUCUAUGGCCCUUGGUCUGUUGACUCCACUGACGUUAAAGAGGUCAUUCUGUACAGGUCAGGAUUAGUGACUGCUGCUACAUCAUUUGUAAUUGCAGCUUCUACUGCCUUUUUGCCUGACAGUUUCUUAGCUAACGAGGUUAUUAGGCCUAAUCUUGAUUACUUAUAUGCAAUUGGAGCCGGUGGGUUGGGUUUGUCAUUGGUUCUGAUUCACAUUUAUGUGACUGAGAUUAAGCGCACUUUGCAAGCAUUUUGGGGGCUUGGUGUUGUUGGGUCUUUGGCUGCGUAUAUAUGCUUGGCUCAACCAGCUGGAGAGGGCUUGGUUCAGUAUGUGGUUGAUAACCCCACUGCUGUUUGGUUUGUCGGUCCUUUGUUUGCAGCCCUCACAGGACUGGUUUUCAAGGAAGGUCUUUGCUAUGGAAAGUUGGAAGCUGGACUACUCACAUUCAUAAUACCUAUUGUUCUUCUUGGGCACCUGAGUGGCUUGAUGGAUGAUGGAGUGAAACUUUCUCUGCUAGGCUCAUGGAUGGCCCUGUUUGUAUUAUUUGCCGGAAGGAAGUUCACACAACCCAUUAAGGAUGACAUUGGUGACAAGUCUGUCUUCAUAUUCCAAUCUUUGCCUGAAGAUGAGAAGAAGGCCUUGGUUAAGAAACUUGAGCAACAGGAGUAUAGUCAGAAUCCUAAUUAGUAUGAUGAGCCACAGUGACAGUUUAGUCUAUAGUUCUACUGAACAAGAAUUUUGUGCUAAACAUACUGUACAAGCCUAGUGUAAAGCUAAUUACGAAAUAUAGAAUUGUUCUUCACAUU